GUUGGUCAACCUGGGUCCUGGGCUGUCAACGUCCUGGACGCUUUGCAGCUAGCACCCCCUGUGCGGACGGGCAGGUGUGAAUCUGUAAAACGUCCGCCAUGGAAUUAGCUCACAGUUUAUUGCUCAACGAGGAAGCGUUGGCUCAGAUCACUGAAGCCAAGAGACCCGUUUUCAUCUUUGAAUGGCUGCGCUUUCUCGAUAAAGUCUUGGUUGCUGCCAACAAGACGGAUGUGAAGGAAAAACAGAAGAAACUUGUUGAACAGUUGACUGGGUUAAUUAGCAGCUCCCCAGGCCCACCCACACGAAAACUGUUAGCUAAGAAUCUUGCAGCCCUAUAUAGCAUCGGGGACACCUUCACCGUCUUUCAGACAUUGGAUAAAUGCAAUGACAUUAUCAGGAGUAAGGAUGACACGGCUGCUUACUUACCAACAAAACUGGCUGCGGUGGCUUGUGUGGGAGCAUUUUAUGAAAAAAUGGGGCGAAUGUUAGGCAGUGCAUUUCCAGAAACGGUCAACAAUCUUCUGAAAUCUCUGAAAAGUGCUGAGUCCCAAGGACGCAGUGAAAUCCUAAUGAGUCUGCAGAAGGUUCUCAACGGCCUGGGAGGGGCGGCUGCUUCCUCCCACCGCGAUAUUUAUAAGAAUGCCCGGUCACUUCUGACUGACCGGUCCAUGGCUGUUCGCUGUGCAGUCGCCAAGUGCCUGUUGGAGCUGCAGAAUGAAGCCGUGUUCAUGUGGACGGCUGAGCUGGAGAACAUCGCCACACUCUGCUUCAAGGCUCUGGAAAACUCCAACUAUGGCGUCCGCGUGGCUGUGUCGCAGCUCUUGGGCACUGUCAUGGCGACAGCAUUAAUGCCCAAGCAAGCAACAGUGAUGCGGCAGAAUGUCAAGCGAGCGACCUUCGACGAAGUCCUGGAACUCAUGGCCACGGGCUUCCUCCGGGGCGGGUCUGGCUUCUUGAAGAGCGGCGGGGAGAUGCUGAAAGUUGGGGGCUCCGUCAACCGGGAAGUCAGAGUCGGCGUCACGCAGGCUUACGUGGUGUUUGUGACAGCCCUGGGCGGGCAGUGGCUGGAGCGGAACUUUGCUGCCUUCUUGUCCCACGUGCUGGACCUGGUGUCGCACCCGCGGGCCACGCAGACACAUGUGGAGGCCGUGUACUCGAGGCGCUGCGUGUCCUUCAUCCUGCGGGCCACCGUGGGCAGCCUGCUGGGCGAGAAGGCCCAGAUUGCUGCUGCCAAGGAGAUUGGCCAGGCCAUCGGGAAGCAGAUGAAGGCGGUGGAAACGGUGAUGAGUGACAUGAGUGGUGAGAACAAGUCUGGGGCCGCCGACAUAGCAGCCAGCCAGCACGUGAUGGUCUGUGCCCUUCAGGAACUGGGGAGCCUGGUGCAGAGCCUGAACGCCACGGCAGCCCCCCUCAUUCAGGAGGCAUCCGUCGGGCUGCUGGAGAUGGUGACAUCCGUGUUGCUGCACCCGAGCAUGGCUGCUCGGCUGGCGGCUGCCUGGUGCCUGCGCUGCGUGGCUGUGGCCCUCCCCUUCCAGCUCACCCCCUUCCUGGACCGGUGCGCUGAGCGCCUCAACAGCCUGAAGAGCUCCCCGGAAGCUGUCAGCGGCUACAGCUUCGCCAUGGCCGCCCUCCUGGGUGGGGUACACCAGUGCCCCCUGGGUAUUCCUCACGCCAAGGGAAAGAUGGUGGUGAGCAUCGCCGAAGACCUGCUGCGCACGGCCGCCCAGAGCACCCGCCUGUCCCUGCAGCGCACCCAGGCCGGCUGGCUGCUCCUCGGAGCCCUGAUGACUCUAGGCCCAUCCGUGGUGCGCUACCACCUGCCCAAGAUGUUGCUGCUGUGGAGGAACGUCUUCCCGCGCUCUCUGAAGGAGCUGGAGGCUGAGAAGGCCCGGGGCGAUUCCUUCACCUGGCAGGUGACUCUGGAAGGCCGAGCUGGCGCCCUGUGCGCCAUGAGGAGCUUUGUGGCCCACUGUCCCGAGCUCCUGACCGAGGACGUCAUCCGGAAGCUUAUGACCCCCAUCGAGUGUGCCAUGACCAUGAUGUCGCACAUCCCAGCAGUGAUCAAGGCCCACGGCGCACACCUGAAGGCGAGCGCCGCGAUGGUUCGGCUGAGGCUCUAUGACAUCCUGGCUCUGCUCCCUCCUAAAACCUAUGAAGGCUCCUUCAACGCCCUCCUCCGAGAGCUGGUGGCAGAAUUCACCCUGACAGACAACUCGGCCAACACCACCACCUCCCUCCUCAGGUCGCUCUGCCACUAUGAUGACAGCGUCCUCCUGGGCUCCUGGCUCCAGGAAACGGACCACAAGUCCAUCGAGGACCAGCUGCAGCCAAACAGUGCAUCAGGUAGUGGCGCCCUAGAGCACGACCCUUCAUCCAUCUACCUUCGAGUUCCGGCGGGGGAAGCCGUGCCAGGCCCGCUGCCCCUGGGUGUGUCCGUCAUCGACGCAUCUGUGGCCCUGUUCGGCGUUGUAUUCCCGCACGUCUCCUAUAAACACCGACUGCAGAUGCUGGAUCACUUUGCCGAGUGUGUCAAACAGGCCAAGGGCGUCCGCCAGCAGGCGGUUCAGCUGAAUAUUUUCACGGCUGUCCUCAGCGCACUAAAGGGCUUAGCCGAAAACAAGAGCACCCUGGGGCCUGAAGAGGUCCGGAAGUCAGCCCUGACACUCGUCAUGGGAGCCCUGGACAACCCGAACCCCAUUCUGCGCUGCGCGGCGGGGGAGGCCCUGGGGCGGAUGGCGCAGGUGGUGGGCGAGGCCACGUUCAUCGCCCGCAUGGCCCAGUACAGCUUCGACAAGUUGAAGUCAGCCCGUGACGUGGUGUCCAGGACAGGCCACUCACUGGCGCUGGGCUGCUUGCACCGCUACGUGGGAGGCAUCGGCUCGGGCCAGCACCUGAAGACGAGUGUCAGCAUCUUACUGGCUUUGGCCCAGGAUGGGACGUCCUCCGAAGUGCAGACAUGGUCGCUUCACUCCCUCGCCCUCAUCGUGGACUCAAGUGGCCCCAUGUACCGUGGCUACGUGGAACCGACCCUGUCGCUGGUCCUGACCUCGCUGCUCACUGUCCCGCCAUCACACACCGAAGUCCACCAGUGUCUGGGGCGCUGCCUGGGCGCCAUCAUUACCACUGUGGGCCCCGAGCUGCAGGGGACUGGGGCAACCAUUGCCACCAUCCGCUCGUCCUGCCUGGUGGGCUGCGCCAUCACCCAGGACCACUCAGACUCGCUGGUGCAGGCCGCCGCCAUCUCCUGCCUCCAGCAACUCCACAUGUUCGCCCCCCGGCACGUCAACCUCUCCAGCCUCGUGCCCAGCCUUUGUGUGCACCUGUGCAGUUCCCACCUGCUGCUCCGACGGGCUGCAGUGGCGUGUCUGCGGCAGCUGGCGCAGCGGGAAGCCGCCGAAGUCUGUGAAUACGCCAUGAGCCUCGCCAGGCACUCGGGGGACAAGGAGGGCAGUAGCGCCAGUGUCAGCCCUUUCACACCCGGAGUCAGUUCCCGGAGCGACAUCCACGGCCGGCACCGAGGCGUCAACAUUACGGAGACAGGGCUCGAGGGCCUCCUCUUCGGCAUGCUGGACCGAGAGACCGACCGGAAGCUUUGCUCCGACAUUCACGACACGUUGGGCCACAUGCUGUCAUCCCUGGCUGUUGAGAAGCUGUCCCACUGGCUCAUGCUCUGCAAAGACGUCCUGGCCGCGUCCAGUGACACGAGCACGGCGGCGCCCGUGAGCAGCGGGAAGGACGAGGAGUCGGAGAAGAAGGACGAGAUGGACGACGACACCAUGUUCACGGCGCUGGGCGAGGAUGACAAGGCCAAGGCCUCGGUGGCACCGCGCUGGGCCACCCGCGUGUUCGCCGCCGACUGUCUGUGCCGCAUCACACACCUGUGCGAGGGCGCCGGUCAAGCCCACUUCGAUCUGGCCCUGGCACGCUCGGCCAAGCUGCGGAACCCCACGAAUGACCUCCUGGUGCUCCACCUCUCGGACCUGAUCCGUAUGGCCUUCAUGGCAGCCACCGACCAUAGCAACCAGCUGCGCAUGGCCGGCCUUCAGGCCCUGGAGGACAUCAUUAAGAAGUUCGCAUCAGUGCCCGAGCCCGAGUUCCCCGGACACGUCAUUCUGGAACAGUAUCAAGCGAACGUGGGUGCCGCUCUCCGACCUGCCUUUUCACAAGACACUCCGUCCGACAUUAUAGCAAAAGCUUGCCAGGUGUGCAGUACGUGGAUUGGCAGCGGGGUCCUGAGCGACCUCAACGACCUUCGCCGGGUGCACAACCUGCUGGUGUCCUCCCUGGACAAAGUGCAGGCCGGGAGAGGGUCUUCGAGCCAGCUGUAUCGUGAGAGCGCCAGCACCAUGGAGAAGCUGGCUGUGCUCAAGGCCUGGGCAGAGGUGAGCUGGGUCUACGUGGUCGCGAUGAAUACCAAAAAAAGCAGCAGAGUCCAAGCUAGAAAGCUGGCAAAAGGCGCUGACGAGGAUGAGGAUGAGGAGGCUGCCCGGGACGAGCUGCCCCCCGAUAGUCUUAUCACCCUGGUCCGGCCCGAGCUGCCCACGCUUAGCCGCCUCUGGCUGGCUGCGCUCCGAGACGCAGCACUGCUGAUGCUCCCCCCGAGUUUUCCAGCCAGCUCCCCUCCGGACGGUGGAGCGUUUUAUACCCCCGAGACCAUCGACACGGCCAGGCUGCACUACCGGAACUCCUGGGCUCCCAUCCUGCAUGCCGUGGCACUCUGGCUUACCAGCACGGGCUUCGCGUGUGCCGAUGAGGCGGCGACUGCCACCACGACAGCGACAGCGACCACAACCACGGGAACACAGAAACGCCCAGGCACGGGCCCGGCCUCGGCAGCAGUGCCGGCUGGGAAAGCCUUGCCAGAAAUCAACCAAGACCGGAUGCACUUGAUCUUGGGUGUGAGUAUCCAGUUCCUCUGCUCCCCGAGGCCCGAGGAGCCAGUGGAGCACAUCACAGCCUGUCUGCAGGCCUUGCACACCCUGCUCGAGGCUCCGUAUGCACGGACCCACAUUGCAGAAGACCAGCUCAUUGGCGUGGAGCUGCUCAGCGUGCUGCACCGCCUCCUGCUGACCUGGAACCCGCCGUCUGUGCAGCUGCUGGUCACGGCCGUGGUGCAGCAGGUGGUCAGGGCCGCCCAGGACUAUUUGCAAGACACACGGAACGCACUGAAUGAAGAGGACACGGAGAAGGAGUCGGGCCCCGUGAUCGGGGAAGGUGGAGACAGUGGAGGACUGGUUCCUGGGAAGUCACUGGUGUUCGCCACGAUGGAGCUGCUCAUGUUCAUCUUGGUACGGCACAUGCCGCAUCUCAGCACCAAGAUGUCUGAGUCGCCGAGCCACAGUGCCCCCCGAGGCCGGCUUUCUGAGGAAAGUGCCCGCCUGGUGGCUGCCUCGGUCUCCAUCCUCUCGGACCUGCCUGCCCUCUGCUCGCCUGCCGGCUGCAUGACGAUCCUGCCCACAAUCCUCUUCUUGAUCGCUCGGAUCUUGAAAGACACAGCUGUGAAGUCAGCAGACAAUCAUGUGCCCCCACCAGUGAGUGCAGCCCUUCAGGGCAUUAAGAAUAUUGUCACCCUCUCCAUGGCCAGGAGCGAGGACACACAGAAGCAGUGGACCGCACUGAUCCGGAGCACGCUGGCGUCCAUCCUGGAACCGAUAGAGGACGAGGCCUCCGCCCCCGACGAGGUCAGCAUGCUCACGGCCAUUGCCCUGUUCCUGUGGUCGGCGGGCAGCGAGGUCAUUGGCGUGCGGAGCCUGCAGACUGGCUGCCUGAGCAGAUUCAAACAGGCGCUCAACUCCUGUGACCCGUGGGUCCAGGCCAAGUGCUACCAGCUCCUGCUGUCGGUCUUCCAGCAUUCCAACCGGGCCCUGUCCACCCCCUACAUCCACGCUCUGGCACCCAUCGUGGUGGAGAAGCUCAAAGCCGUGGAACGGAACCGGCCGGCCACUCCCACGGAGCUGCUGGCGGUCCAGGAAGGAAUCAAAGUUCUGGAAACGUUGGUCGCUCUAGGCGAAGAACAAAACCGGGUGCAGCUCCUGGCCCUCCUGGUACCCACCCUGAUCUCCUACCUGCUGGACGGGGCAGCCUUUGCCGAGGCCGGCGCAGCCUCCAGGAGCCUCCAUGAGUUUGCACUGCAGAAUCUCAUGCGCAUUGGACCCCUGUAUCCCCGCGCCUUCAAGACAGUCAUGGGCGCUGCCCCCGAGCUCAAGUCACGCCUGGAGACAGCUGUGAGGGCCAGUCAGGCCAGCCAGGCCAAGGCCGCCGCCCGGCAGCCCACCCCGGCCGUACACGCCGCCCCCACCAUCAAGCUCAAGACCAGUUUCUUCUGACCUCACUUGUCACUUGUCACUGGCCUCCUCUGGGUGGGGGGCGCCCAGGAGACCCUGAUUGACGUCAUCAUGGGGUCCCUUGGGUUGUCCCAGUUUCUCUCUCUGCCUCAGUGGAAAGACAAGCUUGACUCUUCCAACUCUCCAAGACCAAGCGAUUGUUGUAUAUUUUCUUGUUUGUUGGUUUGUUUGCUUUUAAAUCAUCCUUGCGAUGCUUCUCUGUUAUUAAUUUAUUUCGUGAGCACCUGAGCCAUGCUCCUUAAAUGUUUCUAAAGUCUCCCCCACUUCCCUCCCAUGUGCCUGUCUGUCUGUCCAGUGAGCCACAGCCAUUGGCAAGAAAAAGGGGUCCAUGGGGCUGGAGAGAUAGCACAGCGGAAGGGCAUUUGCCUUGCACGCAGCCAAUCCAGGACAGAUAGUGGCUCAAAUCCUGGCAUCCCAUAU
Molecule: messenger RNA, 6764 nt
Organism: Suncus etruscus (white-toothed pygmy shrew)
Lineage: Eukaryota; Metazoa; Chordata; Mammalia; Eulipotyphla; Soricidae
Gene: HEATR5B
Product: HEAT repeat containing 5B
Biological process (GO): endocytosis; retrograde transport, endosome to Golgi; intracellular protein localization
Cellular component (GO): membrane; endocytic vesicle; Golgi apparatus
Source: RefSeq, a predicted model, not a curated record